This is a messenger RNA of Xenopus tropicalis (tropical clawed frog), 1020 nucleotides long. Its product is annotated as alpha-1-macroglobulin. The coding region runs from base 27 to 437 and encodes 136 amino acids. The transcript has 8 exons. The record is from RefSeq and is a predicted model, not a curated record. NCBI's taxonomy places the organism in Eukaryota, Metazoa, Chordata, Amphibia, Anura, Pipidae.
AGGCAGGCCUGGCAGGGAGAGGGAAGAUGACGGCGACCGGGGAUUCAGUGUUGUAUCUAGUGGCGGAGGAGCCGGCCUUGAGACUAAUUCUGGCCAUAUUCCUUGUGUUGCCACAAUAUGAGGUGCAGGUGAAACUGCCAGCGACCCUAACAAUACUGGGGCAAGAAGUGCCGGUGACUGUGUGCAGCAGAUACACGUACGGAAAGCCGGUGUUGGGAAGGAUCAACGUCCGAGUGUGCAGAAAGUUCUCUGACCGUUACAAUCUAUGCCAAGGGGAAGAAGACGGGGUUUGUGAGGAGAUUUCCCAACGUGCCGAUCCUAAUGGCUGCAUCUCGGAUGUGGUGAACAGAGUCUUCCAGAUGAGACGGGCAGGUUAUGAGAUGAAAAUCAUAGCUUCGGCCAAAAUAACAGAGGAUGGGACAGGGAGGAGUAGAUGAUGAAGUGACAUUGGCUGCCUACAUAGCGAUUGCUCUUCUGGAAUAUCCGCUCCCUGUCACACAUCCUACUGUCCGAAAUGCUCUCUUCUGCCUGGAGAGUGCUUUGGGAGGCAAGAACAGCAUCUACAAAAAGGCCUUAAUGGCUUACGCUUUCACUCUUGCUGGAAGGAUGGACAUCCGCCGUCAGCUCCUACAGUCAUUGGAUGAACAGGCCAUAAAGAAGGAUGAUUUUGCUGUGACCAAGUACAGCGCCCCCUGCAGUGCAAACGAUGGUGGGAACAAUGUGUAACGGUGAAGUUUUGCGAAGGAACAAAGAAGCACCAGCUGUGAUCAAAUAUCCGAUUGUGAGAUCCACGGACUUAUAUUUUUGAAAGGACAUGAAUGGCUUCAGCAGCUUAUCCACCCGUGUAUGGGCACGAACGCCGGCCUCCACCGACUGGCAUCUGGCCUGAAACCGGCAGAUCUUGAUAGGGCAGGUUUGAAUUUUCUUUAAGAUUGGGAACCACAUUUGUUCGUUGAUGCGGUCCCUGAACCAACGGUGCCUAUACCCACCAUUGUAAUUUGUUUGGCCCUAGGGACAAAA